Cheilinus undulatus (humphead wrasse) is the source of this 1166-nucleotide messenger RNA. RefSeq names its product methyltransferase-like protein 7A. Bases 60 to 788 code for a protein of 242 amino acids. The transcript is spliced from 2 exons. Gene Ontology annotation, molecular function: S-adenosylmethionine-dependent methyltransferase activity. Lineage: Eukaryota; Metazoa; Chordata; Actinopteri; Labriformes; Labridae. The record is from RefSeq and is a predicted model, not a curated record.
UCGUCCAACAUAACAGUUUGUUGACAGGAUAGGCGCCACGCUGGAUCAAGUUUGCAGAAAUGGCUCUUCUAAUGCGAUUUUGCACCCUAGUGGUGAACGUGUUGUGUCUGCCGCUACACAUCUUAGAUGCCGUCGGCCUCUACCAGAUUUACAAACGCAUCUUCCCGAUUUGUCAGUAUCGUCUUUCUGCACUGUACAACAAGAAAAUGCACGACAAGAAGACGGAGCUGUUUCGCAGUCUCUCGGAGUUCAAAAAGGCUGGCAAACAGCUCACACUUCUAGAGAUUGGCUGCGGCACAGGCACGAAUUUUAAGUAUUAUCCACCAGGCUGCAAAGUGACCUGCGCCGAUCCGAACCCCGCUUUUCAGAAAUAUCUGACGAGCAACAUGUCCGAAAACAAGCAGCUGACGUAUGAGAGGUUUGUGGUGGCGUCGGGGGAGGACAUGGGGUCAGUGGAGGACGAAUCAGUGGACAUUGUUGUCUGCACCCUGGUGCUCUGCUCGGUCAAAGACAUCCCACAAACUCUGCGAGAGAUACACCGCAUACUGAGACCAGGUGGAGCUUUCUUUUUCAUGGAGCAUGUUGCUGCAGACCCCUCCACCUGGACCCGCUUCCUCCAGCAUGUUCUCCAGCCUGCGUGGUACUACUUUGGCGAUGGCUGUCAAGUCAUCCGAGAGACUUGGAAGCAUCUGGAGUCGGCUGGAUUCUCUGAUCUGAAACUCACACAUCUGGAAGCACCGCUUGUAUUCAUUAUCAAACCGCACAUCAUGGGCUAUGCUGUUAAAUAGAUUGGUAUGGUCAGGUCUGGGUAACUCUUUUUAAACGACUGAUCCAUGGUGUUUGAGAUUACACUCAAUCAAUUUGUUAUUUCCAUAUCUUAUAUAUAUAUAUAUAUAUAUAUAUAUAUAUGCCCAGUUAAAGCUGAUUGUGAUUAUCAUGAAACAAAUUUAUUGCAUUGCAUGUUUAUCUCCUCAUUCAGAGAGUUUCAGACUUAAAAAGUGGGCCUGGGCCCUUGCUGAUGUUUUCAUCUAAGCUUUGUGAGUGAUUGUCGCCAUCUUGUGGUUUGGGGUGUAGCUACAAUAACAUUCCUUUUUUUUCAAGGCUUUAAUUUAAACCAGUACAUUUACUAGAGUGAUCAAAGUAGAUAAAUAAAGAAAUGUGAUUCA